Molecule: messenger RNA, 1208 nt
Organism: Tripterygium wilfordii
Lineage: Eukaryota; Viridiplantae; Streptophyta; Magnoliopsida; Celastrales; Celastraceae
Product: chaperonin-like RbcX protein 2, chloroplastic
Exons: 5
Coding region: 326-961 (211 amino acids)
Biological process (GO): ribulose bisphosphate carboxylase complex assembly
Molecular function (GO): protein folding chaperone
Source: RefSeq, a predicted model, not a curated record
GAUUUUGAUUUUGAUUUUGGUAUAAGCCUUUUGGGUGGAGAGAUUUGGACCUCAAAAAUAUUGUCUGGUUUGCAUUCCACGCAAGUUCCAAUUCUCUUCCUCUCACUAAAGUUUCAGGUUUUCCGUCUAUUUAAAUAUUUCAUAAGAUGUUUAACUGAAAAGGUUUCUCAAUUUCCCAUUUUGCUGGAUACCCAUUAGAGCUCCGUUGGUGUUUACUAGUGGGCAUCUUUAAUUUUCGUUAAUCAAACCCUCCAACAGAUCAAAAUAAAUUAAUUUUUCAGUUGGGUUUUGGUCAAUUUCUUCAAGGGUUCUUGUUCCAGAAAGAAUGGUGGGGGCUUUAUCUGUGGUGAGUUCAUCAAUGGUGGAUUCGCAUACUAGUAUGGCCGUGAAGAGCUGUGGAGAGUUGAUUUCACAGAGGAGCUCAAUAAAGAGGAAGAAUUUGACAAGGCCUGGGUCAUUGGAAUUGGGAAGUUCUUUUCUGGAUUCAUGGAAUGGUUGGAGGCUUUCGAGGAAAGUAGUUCAGGCCAAUUGGAGUCCGAGAAGGCGGCGGAGAGAUCGGAGGCUUAUGGUGGCGAAUGAGUUGGCAGGACAGUACGAGGAAAGUUUUGAGGACGUUAAAUUGCAAAUCCUCAACUACUUCACAUACAAAGCAGUAAGGACUGUUCUUAACCAGCUCUACGAGAUGAAUCCAACACAAUACAGGUGGUUUUAUGAUUUUGUCGCAACAAACAAGCCUGGUGACGGGAAGGGUUUCAUUCGUGCACUUGGGAAGGAGAAACAUGAGCUUGCUGAGAGAGUGAUGGUGACGCGGCUUCAUUUGUAUGGAAAGUGGGUUAAGAAAUGUAAUCAUGGCGAAAUAUACCAAGAGAUCUCUGACGAGAACUUGGAGUUGAUGCGCGAACGGCUCAUUGAGACAGUGAUAUGGCCAUCAGAUGAUUCAACCACAGAGAAGAUUGGCUGAAGCAUUCCAACCUGCAACUUCUUCUUUACCUGGACUUCCUUUUGUUCCACUUGCAUCAGGUGUUUGGCAUCAAAUAACUUGGUUUUAGAGACAGUCUUCUUUAUUAUUUUUCACAAGCUAAUAAGAAUUCUCAAGCGUAGGUGUAAUGUAAACUGUAUAUAGAUACCCAACCUGUCAUUAUAGAUAUUUCAAUUUGGAAUGGAAUUUUUGGCAUAGCUCAGUGUAGGUUGAUGAAAUAUGAGCUCCA